Molecule: messenger RNA, 1130 nt
Organism: Quercus lobata
Lineage: Eukaryota; Viridiplantae; Streptophyta; Magnoliopsida; Fagales; Fagaceae
Exons: 3
Coding region: 84-857 (257 amino acids)
Cellular component (GO): mitochondrial matrix
Source: RefSeq, a predicted model, not a curated record
ACCCUGAGAGUCCAAAAUCAUUGUACCCUUGUCCCUAAAACCCUAAACCCCUUCUCUCUGCAACCCAAACUCAAGUUAGAGAAAUGGCUUUCACUUCCAUUCUUCGCAAGUCGGGUUCUUCUUUGGCCCCACUCGCAACUCGACUCGUUCGUGGCCAGAGAAAUUACCAUCGUGCCCUCUUCACGGCCAAAACCCACUCCAAUCUCUCUCACAAUCACAGGAUCUCAUUUCUGAGCCCUCUUUUGGUUCCCAACCUUCACUACUCUUCUGCUUCGAAGAAGCCCAGUUCUGAUGAGACCCUUUUACGAGUGAUUCUGUCAGAGAUCCAGUGCUUGCAGGAGACUGAUGAUCAUGAUCGGGUUGAACAGAUUCCAAGCGAUUUUCCUUUCGAAAUUGUGGAUAAUCCAGGACUUCAAACUCUAACACUGAAAAGAACUUAUCAAGGUGAAGAGAUAGAAGUUGAAGUUCACAUGCCCGAUCUAGUUACUGGUGAAAAUGAUGAUGAUCCUGAUGGGGAUAAUAGUGAAAAGGCUAGUCUAUCUAGCUUGCCACUGGUUGUUAGUGUCUCUAAGAAGGAUGGACCUAGUCUAGAGUUUAGUUGCAUUUCUUACCCUGAUGAAAUUGAGAUUGACAGCUUGGCAGCUAAACGUCCAGAAAUUUCUGAUGAGGAGAUUGCCUAUAAGGGCCCUAGCUUCAUUGAUUUGGAUGAGGACCUGCAGAAGGCUUUCAAGAGGUAUUUAAAUAUAAGAGGAAUCAAGCCCAGCACAAUUAAUUUCUUGCAUGAGUACAUGAUCAACAAGAACAGUAAAGAAGAAUUGAUUUGGAUGAAGAAACUUAAGAAGUUUGUUGAAGCCUGAACUUUUGCCCUAUACAGCAACUUUGGUAGAAGAGAACUCAAGGACCAAGUUUUGAUAUUGUAUUUUCUUCUGCAUAGAGAUAUACAUUGCUGCAAUUUAUUUACAGAGCCUUUUAUGCAAGGCCUAUGAUAGUUUCACUUGGUCAUUAACAAAUAGUUGUGUUAGAGGUCUUUUAUUGAGAAGUUGGUUAAGUUGCUUUUGAUAUAGAAUGAAUGUGUUGUUUCAAUUAGAAUUUAGAACCAACUAUGAUUGAAUGGAUCUGUUUAUAACUCC